GUCGUAGUGUCGUAGUGUCGCACAUUUCCAGGUUGUAAGAAGGACGCCAGGAAUAGUACUCCAAAAAUGGCUACCCAAGCCAGGACACGGAGACUUCAUUUCCUGGUUCUGUUUUCAAUUUUAUCCACAUCUGUUAUACGCGUCAACUCUUUAGAACAGUUUUACGGAACAUGUGGUUCCACAUACGAUUUAAUGCAGACCAACACACAAUCUGCCCUGCUAAAAGUACCAAUGCCAACCUCCAUGGCAGCCUACCAGGAUCCCUCAAGGGAUAUCAAGUGUGACAUCAUCCUGACCUUCACCCAUGGCAUGAACCUCCUUAUAGAGCUUUACUUUGUGGACAUCAUCCCACAGACUGCUGAUAGAAAGACUUGUGACACUGGCUUAGAGAUCUUUGAUCAGAUGGGACGAAAGUAUUACGGUGGACGCAUCUGUGGUGAGGCGUGGGAGUGGGAAGAGAGGCAUCAGUCAAAUAAACAACAAAAGAUGGUCAUUGAGAGCUCCCCACUCACAUUCCGGCUUUACAGUAGUAGUCCUUAUAAGGGCGAAGGGUUCAGAGUUCACAUCAACCAGUUCAGACCCUACUGGCCUUGCUACACAAGAGAGUUCAAAUGUCAGCAGAUUCAGCGCUGUGUCCACGACGAUCUUGCAUGCGAUGGCUGGGACGACUGUGGAGAUAACUCUGAUGAGAGGGAAGAGGCUGGGUGCCACCUCUUGACGCCUUCAGAGAUUUGUGGCAUCAUCAUUGGCAUUUUACUGCUAGUGGGAACAGUCAUAUUUAUUGUUUUCUUUGCUGUCACAUACCAUAGGCUGGCUCAGGAAUAUGGCUUGAGAUCAGACUCUAAAGUGCCCAUUGCUAUGAAUGAAACCAAAAACAGCAUAGAUCCUGUGUUAACUUUCAAUACAAGAUACAACUCGCAGGAGUCUAUGAGCAGGAUGUCUAAGUCAACCAUGAACAGGCAGUAUUCGGAUUAUUCCCUUGACAAAGAUGAACUAGAAAAAGCUGACAGGUACUCUAUCAAAGAUAACAUGUCAGAAAGAUCUAUACGGUCAAAUCCUAGGAAAAAUCGUGGAUUAUCUCAAACAAAUGAGGUUGCUGAACCUGUGAAAAAGAAUGGCCAAUACUCAACAAGAAGAGGGCGCUCUUCUUCACAAAACAGUCUGAACCGUGAGAAAGGGGAGCCACCAGUGAAUGGCCUUGACAACAAGGGCAUGGGCAACCGUGACAGUGCCGAGAAAGACAGACCUGGUAGUAGAGGCAGGGACAGGCGUUCUUACGACAGAAGAUCUCCUGAGGAUAGCGAGGAUGAAAGAAGGUUUAGAAGAAGAAGCAGAGACAGGAGCAGGGACAGGUACUACAGUGAUGAAGAUAGUGACUACGACCGAGAUCGUGAUCGGAAGCGCAGGCGACGCAGUUAUGACAGGUACAGUGAUGACAGUGAUUAUGAAUAUGAGAGAGAUCGUAGGAGGCGAAGUAGGGAUAGGUAUCGGGACCGUUAUGAUGAUAGUGAUAGAGAUUCUGAUCGUCCACCAAGACGGAGUGGGAGUCGGGAAAAAGACCGGGUUCCUGGUGAAGACGAGAAAGAUGGAGGAAGGCGCACCCCACCAAGAAGGCUCAACAGUCGUGAAAGAGACAGGGAUAGAUACCGUGAUGAUGAUGAAAGAGACCGUGGCAGGCGCAGUCCUUAUGAUGAUGAGGAUGAUUAUAGGCCUCGUCGGCGUAGUCGAAGAAGCAGGAGUGGUGACAGGCGACGGGAUUACGAUGACGAGGAUAGACCACCACGUAAGAGAGAGCCUAGUCCAGAGAGACCAAAAGCUGGACCACCUCCUAAAUAUGAUGAUGAACUUAAUAACAAGCGUUCAAGAAGUAAGGAGAACCUUGAUGAUGCACCUCUGCCACCACCGCCAACAGGAGAAGAAGUUCGUCGUAUGGAACUGGCUAAACAGAAAGCAGCUGAACCUGUUAAACCCGCAGAGGUUUUUAAGCCAGUAGCUGAAGCUCCCAAACCAGCAUACCAACCUCCUAAACCAGCAUACCAACCUCCAAAGCAACCACAGCCACCCAGGCCUUACUGGGAGCAACAAAAGCCAAAGGUUGAACCACCAAGGGUUCCUGUAGAACCAGCAAGACCAGUGGCUGAACCGCCCAAACCUCAGUUUGCACCAGCUAAAUCAGAGCCAGAACCACCUAAGCAAAAAUGGGAGCCAUCAAAACCACGGGAAACUGGAAGAAAUGCCAGGGAGCCGGCUAGAGCCAUGCCAGACGCUGCAGAUGAUAAUGCUCGUAAGCGAAAUUCCAGUGACCGCAGGGAAAGAUAUUCCAAGAACCGCUUCUCCGGCAACAGAAUUCAAGACUCACCUCCUCCAGAGUAUGAAGAUGUAGCGCCACCUAAAUCUGUAAAUAUAAAAGCUGCAUAUAAAGAAGAGUCAGUUUAAUAUUUAAAAACCUUGUUAGAUGUAGUUCAAGGCUAAAUAUUGAUUACAUUUAGUUGUUUGUUUACAAACCAUAGAUUAAUUUGGCAGCUUGUUUUUUAUAAAAUGAGUUUUUUAUUAUUUUUUUAUACAUUUUUCUAAAAUUUUAUACUGAUAGAAAAUUAACUUGUUUACCUCUUUAAAACUGUCAGAAUAAUAUAAUACAUAC
This is a messenger RNA of Physella acuta, 2641 nucleotides long. Its product is annotated as serine/arginine repetitive matrix protein 1. Gene Ontology annotation, molecular function: protein binding. The record is from RefSeq and is a predicted model, not a curated record. NCBI's taxonomy places the organism in Eukaryota, Metazoa, Mollusca, Gastropoda, Physidae.